AUGGGGAACGGCAUGUGCUCCCGAAAGCAGAAGCGGAUCUUCCAGACGCUGCUGCUGCUGACCGUGGUCUUCGGCUUUCUCUACGGCGCGAUGCUCUACUACGAGUUGCAGACGCAGCUGCGGAAAGCCGAGGCGGUGGCGCUCAAGUACCAGCAGCACCAGGAGUCCCUUUCAGCCCAGCUGCAAGUUGUGUAUGAACACAGAUCAAGAUUAGAAAAAUCCUUGCAAAAGGAAAGACUCGAACAUAAGAAAGCAAAGGAAGAUUUUCUUGUUUAUAAGUUAGAAGCACAAGAAACACUAAAUAAAGGAAGGCAAGAUUCUAAUAGUAGAUACAGUGCGUUGAAUGUGCAGCAUCAGAUGUUGAAAAGUCAGCACGAGGAGCUAAAGAAGCAGCACAGCGACUUGGAAGAGGAACACCGCAGGCAAGGCGAAGACUUCAGCAGGACCUUUAAUGACCAUAAGCAGAGGUACCUGCAGCUGCAGCAAGAGAAAGAACAGGAACUUUCUAAGCUGAAAGAAACCGUGUACAAUUUGAGAGAAGAGAAUAGACAACUGCGGAAAGCUCACCAGGACAUUCACACUCAGCUCCAAGAUGUCAAGCAACAGCAUAAGAAUUUACUCUCCGAGCAUGAACAUCUUGUAGUGACUUUGGAAGACCACAAGAGUGCACUAGCUGCUGCACAGACUCAAGUUGCAGAAUAUAAACAACUGAAGGAGACUCUGAACAAGAUUCCCAGCUUUCGAAGAGCGGAACCAACAGAGCCGCCAAGUGUUACUCAGGUGGCACAUUCUCCACAAGGCGACACCACGGCAAGGGAGAAUCGAGCCGGAGAGCCGCAGGAGGUGUCUCGAAACAGCGAUGCGUGGCCGAAGCGUGGAGCUGUGCCUGGAAGGACAGAAGAAACAAAAGCUUACGCGCCCACCCAGAAGGAGGCAGAGCUCCAGGCUCCAGCAGGGCUGAACCGGCAGCAGGUGGACGCCAGAGACACCGAGGGGCACCAGGUGGAAGAGGAACACAGGAGGGCCCUGGAGGAGGAGGCCAUGGAGCAGGUGGGGCAGGCCGAACAUCUGGAGGAGGAGCACGAUCCGUCCCCAGAGGAGCAGGACCGGGAGUGGAAGGAACAGCGGGGACAGAAAGAAGGCACCAACCUUCUGGAAGGGCAUGCUCGUGCCGAGGUGCAUCCUUCAGCACAGCCUGUCACCAGGUUCCGAUCCCCGUAUGAGGAGCAGCUGGAACAGCAGAGACUGGCGGUGAGGCGGGCAGAGGAGGCCCAGCGGCUGCGAGAGCGCCAGGAGGCGCUGCACCAGCAGAGGCUGCAGGGACACUUGCUGAGGAAGCAGCAGCAGCAGCAGCUGCUGGCCCAGGAGAUGGCCCGGCAGAGGCAGGCCCGGCACGAGGAGGGGCGGCCCCAGCGCCUGGAGCAGCUACGGCAGCAGGCUCAUUACGAUGCUGUGGAUGAGGACAUUGUGCAGGGGGCAGAGGACCAGGGCACCCACAAAGAAGGAGGUGCGUAUGAGAGAGACAACCAGCACCAAGAUGAGGCAGAAGAAGACCCAGAGAAUGGACGUGAGCCUCGAGAACAAGGGCUCCAUGGAGCGGACCCGGAAUCUGAGGCAGACAGGGCAGCCGUAGAGGAUAUCAACCCCGCCGAUGACCCCAACAAUCAAGGCGAAGAUGAAUUUGAGGAGGCUGAGCAAGCGAGAGAAGAAAACUUGCCGGAUGAAAAUGAAGAGCAGAAACAAAGGCAUCAAAAGCAAGGGAAUGCAGAAAUGGAGGAGCAUUUGGUGAUGGCCGGAAACCCAGACCAGCAGGAGGACGCUGUUGAUGAGCAGUACCAGGAGGAGGGGGAGGAAGAGGUUCAGGAAGAUUUGACUGAAGAGAAAAAAAGGGAAUUGGAGCAUAAUGUUGAAGAGACCUAUGGUGAAAAUGAUGAAAAUGCUGAUGAGAAAAACAAUGAUGGAGAGGAACAAGACGUUCGAGACGACAACCGCCCCAAAGGCCGAGAGGACCCCUAUGAGGAGGAAGAAGAGGAGGACGGGGCGGCUGUAGCUGAGAAAUCACAGCGAAGGGCUGAAAUGUAGCUGUGUCCCCGCUUCACACACAGCGCUCAGUGGAGAGAUUCCCUGCAAGCUGCUCAAAAGUAAACCUGCCUACUGAACUCUAGGAUAUUUAAUUACAAAAAUUAAGAAUGUAGACUUUUUUACAACUUUUGUAUUAGAAAUGCUCAUACAUUUAUAUGAAUAUAUUUUGAUAACCUAGGUUAGAGCUGCUUUUAUAUUCAAGCUAAACCUGAGCAAGAAGAAAACAGUAAAGCAAGCCUUAGGCUCUGAAUCUCAGUUUUUCAAAGACUGUGAUGUUGUAAAGGACAUCGAUUUUGUAUAUGUUUCAACUUGUUACUUUUCUAUCUUCCAGUUUCCAGGUGUUCUCUUGUUUGCCUUUGACAAAAUACAGGAUUUCAAAAUAAGAAAUAUUGCAAAAAAAUCGAGCAGAUGUUAAGGAGAAUGGCCAGUUUACUAACUGCUCCCUUUCCGAGGUUCUUGUGUAUAAUUGUGAUGGACUUUUCACCCGUCUGCGUAUCUCUGGAAUAAGAUUCAUGUACAGAGUGACAUUGCUUUUCAGACUUGUCAGAUCAGUUAGAAAAAUAUUUGGCUUUACUUAAAAUCACAGCUAUUCUUCUUGAAAGGAAUUAAAUUUAAAAGUCAGGUAGUACUAAAUUCAUGUGACAGUAUUCUGGAGUUAGAUAGGUUAGUAUUCAAACAAGAUAUGACACCUUAGUGUAUUAACCUUUUUGAAGGACUGACAGGUUGUUUAAUAACGAAUUUACUGUGUAUGGGUGGUGGUUUCUACAUUAGCACCCAGUCAGUUAUUUUUCCGACGCCACCUAGCGAUACCCUUGUUUCAUUACCAGUUCCUACAGUGCUGUAUAUUUCCCCUGGAAGCUCUGUGCCUCAGUAAGUAAUCACUUUGAUUACAGUGUGAAUAUGAAGGUAUACCAAAGUGUAUAACUAAAAAGGAUUAUUUUUUAAAAAACUAUACGGUGAGGUACAUAUGGUGGUAGGAUAGACCCUGAUGACUUUUCUGAUUGCUGGGGUUGGGUCUGUGUUAUGCCCACAAAUAGGCAUUUUAAUGAUGUUGAAUUUAAACAUUUCUUAAAGAAAUUAAAAAUCAAACAUUUUCCUUGGGAUAGAAACAUUUCAGUCUCAAGCGUGAAGAUUUUUAGAUAUAUAGAAUUAGGUUAUAUAAUUCAUGUGUGUGGUUUUGUAAUAAUACUCUCAAAUUAAUAAAAACAAAUUUCAAUUUCCGUUGUAUGAAUGUAAUCUUAUUUUUUAGUAACCACACUCAUGUAUGGUUUUGAUUGUCUCAAUUGAAUGAUUGUGUAUGUAUGCAUAGGAAUGUUUGUUCAAAUGUAUUUUGGAUUUUCAAUAAUCAUAAAUCAAAUUUUACCUUUAUGUAUAAAAACCUUUUAUGUAAUGUAAAAUGUAUAAUAUUGUAUAUAAUAUUCAAAAUACAAUUAUUUUGGUAAAUUAGUUUGUAUUUUUAAUGUCCCAGUUGCAGUAUUUAAUUAUUUGAAACAUUGAAACUUGGUAAUAGUCAAUAAAGCUAUAAAAAGAAAGUGAUAAA
Miniopterus natalensis is the source of this 3622-nucleotide messenger RNA. It is a transcript of the gene GOLIM4, whose product is annotated as golgi integral membrane protein 4. NCBI's taxonomy places the organism in Eukaryota, Metazoa, Chordata, Mammalia, Chiroptera, Miniopteridae. The record is from RefSeq and is a predicted model, not a curated record. Gene Ontology annotation, cellular component: Golgi membrane; Golgi apparatus.